AUGUCUCUCCUCACUACCCUCGAUCACGGCGGCCGUCCGGGGGCCCUCACCAACCGAGAGACACGACGCCGAUCUCUCAACACGAACACCCUAGACGAGAAGCCAGGAUCGUUGAAAUCCAUAACCAUCAUCGUGCUAGUCCCUGUGAAGAGCGGGUCCGCAGUCCGGACCGCCGAAAAAGAUACUAGAGUCAGAGAACAAGAGCGUUACCACGCUAGACCUCAUCGCCACGGUCCCUCCAUCAGGGGUCCUGAAAGUAACUAUGGCGCGACCUGCCGCCGUAGUUCACCAGAAAGGCCAUUAAUGGGACGUUGUCGAAGAACGAGUGCAUCUGGUGAGCGUGCUCGGCCUCGUAUUAUCCACGUUGGUAAUCGUCAAAUGUCAGAAGCAGCGGAGCGUAUACGCAAAGAAGCGUGGAGGCGACAUAGCCGGGAGGGUUUGCUGCGCGACAUGAAGUCGCAAGGUGCUGGCGCCGUUAUGCCCGACGAUCUGACGACCGGAUAA
Messenger RNA from Aspergillus nomiae NRRL 13137, 504 nucleotides. RefSeq names its product putative RNA binding protein. The transcript is spliced from 2 exons. Bases 1 to 504 code for a protein of 167 amino acids. The record is from RefSeq and is a predicted model, not a curated record. NCBI's taxonomy places the organism in Eukaryota, Fungi, Ascomycota, Eurotiomycetes, Eurotiales, Aspergillaceae.